ACCCAACCCAGCCCAACCCUUGCCUCCCUUGACAGCCUCUCUGACCAUCCCCUCGCGCUCCCCAACGGUCAGCUUGUCAUGCAUACCACUAACUCCCAGUAGGUUCCUAGGGUCCUGACAGGGGUCUCUAAACCCUCCCUGCGAUCUUGCGAGGUCGGGUCUGUGAUCCUCCAGAGUAGGUUAGUGGGACUGCUGCCGCGUGCGAUCGCUUCCGGAUCGGCUGUGGAGGUUUGCGAAGCUUCUGAAGGUGAAAUCCCUUCGGAUUUCGCAGUAUUUUGGAAAGCGUCGCAGUUCAGUACACUCUCUUUGAUCGCCGAUAGGGAACAGUUUAAUUCGUGGAAACAACUGCUGGCCGAUCGGGAGAUAGCGAAGAUGGCGACAAGUCAAGUCUAAGUUCAUCUCAACAUUUGAUCAAUCGAUGUCCGAUCAGCAGGGGAUGGUGAGCGAGUCCCCCAUUCGAAGAACAGCGUUUGCUGUCGUCAUGGAAGCGGAGGCACCAGAGAAGCUGGUGGCACGGGUUGGACGGAGUCAUCAAAGAUAUGCGGAAGGGGUUCGUCUUGUUGCUGGGUGCAUUCCCUUCCGCAUUCUUAACGAGGAUCAGGACGGCAGACAAACGACAGAGCUUCAAGUGCUAAUGAUCACAUCACAACAUGGCGAAGGCUUAAUCUUUCCAAAGGGAGGCUGGGAGACGGAUGAGACUGCUGAACAGGCUGCAUGCCGAGAAGCUAUGGAAGAAGCUGGGGUUCGAGGGAUCAUUCAGGGGAGAAUAGGUUCGUGGAUGUUCAAGAGCAAGCGAUUACGCACAGCGGAGUGCAAAGACGGCGAGUGCUGUGCGCAUAUGUUCAGCCUUGCCGUGACCGAGCUGCUCGCCGUCUGGCCCGAAAUGAGCCGCCGUAGCCGUCACUGGAUGUCAAUACCAGAGGCCAUACAGCGGUGUAGGCAUGACUGGAUGAGGGACGCUCUAAGGCAGUGGUGUGACCAGCAGCAGCCAGUUUAUAAGCUUCCCCCCGCCUGAUUCUCCACAUACCUCCCACAAACCUCUCAUUUCCUCCUCCUUUCCCAGUCGCUCCUCUCACUUUCCCUUGUCCCUGAUCAUUCUUCCAUUACUCCGCCAUCUGCUCGCAUAUGGCUAUGUAUUACAUCCUGCAUAGUUGUGCCACCGCAGGGAAUUCCCUUUCCCCCAGGUUGCCUUGCUGUCCCCUAUUCUCGUCUGUCGCUCACCUUUCCCCCUGGUUUGAUACCAGUACCAUUUUACCUGGGUGGCAAGUUAUUGCAUGACCAUCAAUCUUUGUUUGCCUGCUCUAUUGCUCGCACCCUGCUGAUAGGAGGUGUGUAAAGCAAGCUCUUGUGCGGGCAGGAAUGAGUUAGGGCGAAAGUGUAGAAGCUGCUAUAUGAGCCCUUCCUGUGCGCACCUGUAUGUAGUACGGUAUCCAUUUCGGCAGUAUUUUUAGGAAUGUAUUCAACACAGGGUAGCUAUCACUGGAGUUCUUGGUGUCCAGUUUACAUUAAC
Messenger RNA from Closterium sp. NIES-67, 1510 nucleotides. The record is from the annotation of a GenBank genome assembly. NCBI's taxonomy places the organism in Eukaryota, Viridiplantae, Streptophyta, Zygnematophyceae, Desmidiales, Closteriaceae.